Molecule: messenger RNA, 6075 nt
Organism: Cyprinus carpio (common carp)
Lineage: Eukaryota; Metazoa; Chordata; Actinopteri; Cypriniformes; Cyprinidae
Product: fibronectin type III domain-containing protein 1-like
Molecular function (GO): protein binding
Source: RefSeq, a predicted model, not a curated record
UAGCCUUCCUUCCCUCAGUGUAGCGGAUCGCCGGAAUACUGGAGCACUAGUUGCAAUGUCUCCUGCACGGGCACGAGCUCUUCUCGGGCUCCUGAUCACACUUUGCACCCAGAGCCCACUGCUGUCGGGUUCUAAGCCACUGCCGCCACGUAAUGUAAAGCUUACCUCUGUGGAUAAGGGGUUAAAGGUCACAUGGGAUCCCCCCAGUGAGCUGGAUGGACGGCCUGUUGAUAGCUACAGCAUUGGCUACGGGAAGUCCAUGAAGUCACUGCGCUUCAUGACUGUCGACAAGGACAGACGGUCAGAGUUACUAGAGGACUUAGAGCCUGGAGUCCUGCAUUUUCUCAAGAUGAGUGCAGAGAAUAAGGAUGGGAUGAGUAAACCUGUCUACAGGGCAGAGACUCCAGGAGGGGGAGAGUGGGUGAAACUGGAUGGUUUUGCUGUCGAGCCCUUCAACAGAUCCUCUCCAGGGAGGAUGGUGUCUAUAACUUCAUCACAGAUUAACCCACGGCCCCCAACUCAGAGGACGGCACUAGGACAAGAGAGGGCACCUCAGUCAUCCUCAGGACCAGAACCCCCUCAUCAAGUAGGACGCCUCCCUCUGCGACCCCAAAACAAACACAGAGUGGACCUCAGCCACCACCAAGCAGACCAGCGCAAUGCUAACAAGCACAAACUGGCGUCUGAGUCCGUCUAUGUGGUAUCACUGCAGGCACCCAGAGCCCAGGGGAGGAGUGCACCCAUCACCACGGCCACCAUGAAUAAAGUAACACCAGAGCCGGAAGUUGUGGAUGAAGUAGAGGACAUAUCAGUUAGAGUAUUGUCUCCUCAGUCUGUCCUUAUCACAUGGGUUGAUCCACUUGUUGAAAAGAAGAAGGAAAAACCAGGGGGAUCCAGGUAUUACACUGUGAAAUACAGAGAGAAAGGAGAAUCUGCUCGAUGGGAAUACAAGGACACCACUCAGAGACGUCUCAUAAUUGAAACGCUCUCUGCGGACAGCAUGUACGAGUUCUCUGUUUGUAUCUCGCAAGGAGAUCAGAAGGGAAAAUGGAGUGCAUCUGUGUUCCAGAGAACCCCUGAAUCAGCUCCUUCUGGCCCUCCAGAAAAUUUUCAAGUAAAACCACUUCGAGGAAAAGGUACUGCUGUCACAGCAACCUGGGAUCCGCCUGAGCAAACAAAUGGGCGAAUAAGAGAAUACAUCCUUUCCUAUGCUCCUGCUAUGAAACCGUUUGGCGCAAAGUCAGUUACAUACCGUGGCACCACCACCUCGGCUACCAUAGAUGGACUUACGCCAGGUGACCGCUAUAUCUUCAAAAUCCGUGGAGUCAAUAGGAAGGGCCAAGGACCACAGACUAAAGCCAUUAUUGUUGCAAUGCCUGCAUCCAGCUCUACUCACUUAAGGAACCCAGACAGCCACAAGACAAGUCAAAGUGCCUCCAAGACAUCUUCAAACAAUGAAUCAGACAAUCAGGAGCCAGAUGAGAUGGAAGAGUUCGAUACUCAGACCACAACUCAAACACCACCCACCAAUAGACGAGGACGCCCUCUUUCUCAUACAAGGUCCUAUCACAGCAUCUUCUCCUCUGUGAGGGGUUCAGUGAGAAAAGGAGGUUCUAGCUCAAGGUCAAACUCACAUUCUUCAUCCACUAAUGCCAAAGAUAGAGAAGAAGAUACAAAUGAGGAAGAGAAGCCAACAGACAGUCCAACAGAAGAUAAAAUAAGAGCAAAUGAGGCUAAUGUGGACACAAAACCAGAGAGCAGUAAUAAUGCAUCACCACAAACAGAGGAACAUUCAAAACACCCACAUGACACUAAAGAAUCAAAACCCAAUCAAUCUGAAUCUGUCCCUAAAACACCUGAGGCCAAACGUCCUUCUUGGACCCCGCGCACAUCCUCAAUUGUUGAUAUUAGCAGAUUAAGAAGGCCUAAUUCUCGAUCAAGAAUGCGGAGUGAAGAUUCUUCAAGUUCGUUGCAAAACAAGGAGUCUGCAGCUACAAGAAAGAACCUAACAACAGUCUCCUAUCCUGAGGAAAAGAACUCAUACAACCAGAUAAGUGUCACUGACAGGACGCCUUCAGUGAUCUCACCUCAGGAAACCAGGCCUGAAUCAGUGAAAGAAUCAGAAUCAGAAUCAUCCUCAUCUAUCUCUUCUCCAACUUACUCUUCCUCAUCUUCAGCAUCAUCUUCAUCAUCUUCUUCUUCCACCUCAUCUUCUUCUGGAUCCUCUCCUUCAUCCUCCUUACCAUCAUCAUCAUCAGCAGGUACAAGAAGGACUUCUUCCACGUCAGGUCGAGUCACAAGUUCAGGAUCUGGAGCCAUGUACCCUAAUGGAAGAAGAGUUGGAAUUUCAACUAGAGCUCAGAGACUUCAAACAGGAAAUCACAAACCUGAUUCAUCAUCAUCAUCAUCAUCAUCAUCAUCAUCAUCAUCAUCUGCUUCUUCACAAUCAACACUGCCAACAGGAACCAGGACAAACAGUCAUGAUACAACAGAGGUGCAUGAUACCAACCACAAGAACAUGGAGCUAGACGACACAAAGGGUGAACAACCAACUGAAGAAACCAAAAAAACCCAUUCUGAUACAACUAAAGAGGAACACCCAGCACCAAAGGAAGAUUAUGAUAACAAAGAAGAGAAAAGCAAUAGUUAUGGUUCCACUUCCCAUUCUUCUUCAAGGACCAGUUCACCCAUUUCAUUACCAAACCGAAAUUCUAGGAUAGUUACAGGGAGUCGCAGACAAGACGGGAGAAUACCGUGGAGUAGGACUGCCUCAUCUAUAGGUGCAGGAAGGCCAAUUAUUAAAGGAUUUCCUUCUCGUUCUACUGCUGUGAGCUCUCAAGAUACUAGUGAUAAAACUUCACCUACAACAUACCCUUCAAAGCAUGAGGUUAAUCCUGUCUCAAAUAAACCUAGUGUGCUAAAUAAAGACACAAAUGCUCCAAUAAGUUCCAACAAUCCCAGUAAUAAUGAAGAUGUAAAAAUUAGCAAUGAUCAUGAAGAUGAUUAUCUUUCCAAGGGAAGCAGAGAGACCUUGGAGAGGCAAAGCAAAGAUGCCACCUCAACUGCUGCACCUAAAACCACAACAACUGUAAGCGAACCUCAAAGACCUACCCAGAACUCUGAAAAUGAAAGUACCAGUAGCGGUUCAAAGUCACUUCCUUCAGUUGCCCACAGAGUCCCUAUUUUGGCUUCUAAUGGUCGGGUCCGCUCUCCUGUGGUAGCAAGCCGUCUGAAAGGUUCACGGUUCCCUGGUAGGGUGUAUCCAGUAAAGCACAGAAGAAUGGGCUCUGUUUCCACAUCAGGCUCUUCAUCAUCUUCACCACACUCCUCUUCAGCAUCAUUAUCUGCCUCCUCUCAAAACAGUCCAGCAGAAUCAACACUUAUCUCAAAUCCAGACACAGCUGAAAGGAGUAAUACUAAUGUUAGGCUCACCCCAAGUUCAGUUUCUCGCUCUUCCUAUGGGCUGUCUGCUGGUGAAAGCUCUAGUGGGAAUAUAUCUCCCGAGUCUCGAAAUCCAGUGAUGGGAUCGAGGCUGCGGUCCAUUUCAAAGGAAAACACUCCAGCCAGUGGCUACAAACCUAGUUAUGAAAAAGGCAAAAACGGACGGCCGAAUCUCACAGCUGCAAAUGGCAAAGCAUCCUCAACAUCUGAUGAAAAUUCGAAACCAAACGGUGUUCGACAUAUCACAGGUCCUGAUGGAACAAAAUGGAUAGUAGAUCUGGAUAAGGGUGUCCUAAUGAAUGAAAAUGGAAGAGUUCUUCAGGAUUCAAGAGGAAAACCCAGAAAAGUUGUCCUUGGAGAGGAUGGCAAGACUAUUUUUGAUGACCAGGGUAGCCCACUGGUAAACCAGGAAGGAUUAGCAUUAUUUGGUCAUGGAAGAGACAGUCGGCCUGUGAUUAAUCCAAGUGACAAGUACCUUACUGUGGGAGGAAAACCCAUUGUGGGCUUGGACCGCCCUAAACCAAGGACUACAACCACUACAACCACUACAACCACGACUACAACAACCACUACAACCACAACUACAACAACACCAGAACCUACAACAACAGAAAUGGUAACAGAAACAUUGGAGCAGUCAACAUUAGCUGCUGAGCCUACAUGUCCACCUGGACUUUAUUCUCGACUGGACAAGAAUGGUUUUGCAAUAUUGGAUGCUGAUGGAAUACUUAACUGCUACUCUGAAGAUGGGUUUUUUGAAGAGACUACCACAACCCCAGUCCCACUUCCUACCACAACACUGGCUCACACAACAGAGACUCCUACAACACAGCCUCCAACUCCUGAGACACGGCCUUUGAACAACACUCCUUCUUCUGAGUUUGAUGUGGUUGGAAAGAAACGGUUCACAGCUCCAUAUGUAAACUACAUCCGUAAGGACCCUGGAGCUCCCUGCUCCCUGACCGAGGCUCUGGAGUACCUUCAAGUGGAUGUCUUAGCAGACUUGAUGGAAAAGGAGCAACAAUCAAUCAAUCAAAAGCAGCCACCCAAAAACAAGCCCCAUAAUGUCACUGUGGUUGCUAUGGAGGGCUGUCACUCCUUUGUAAUUUUGGACUGGGCACUUCCACUGAAAGAUGACAUGGUGUCUGGCUAUAUGGUACACAGUGCAUCCUAUGAUGAUGUCCUAAAUAACAGAUGGUCAACAAGGUCCUCAAGUGGAACCCACCUCCCUGUUGAAAAUCUCAAGCCCAAUUCCAGGUAUUACUUCAAAGUUCAAGCAAAGAAUAUCUUUGGACUGGGGCCACUCAGUGAAACUUUAACGUAUGUCACAGAAUCAGAUGAUCCCCUGCUCAUAGAGAGACCCCCAGGUGGGGAGCCCAUCUGGAUCCCAUUCACAUUCAGGUAUAACCCCGCCCACAGUUCUUGUAAAGGAAGUCAGUUUGUCAAGCGCACCUGGUAUAGGAAGUUUGUAGGCGUCGUCCUCUGCAACUCGCUGCGCUAUAAGAUCUUCAUGGGAGAUGGACUGAGAGAACCGUUCUACAGCAUUGCUGAUACAUUUGGCCAUGGAGAGGACCACUGCCAGUUUGUGGACUCUUAUCUAGAUGGAAGAACUGGACCACACAAUCUCUCCCUCAACCUACCCACAGCUCAAGGAUAUUAUCGGUCAGACAGACAAGAGCCAGUGAAUUUCGGGGUCAUCGGCAGGCGCACACCACAUCCUUUCGUUGGCUGGUAUGAAUGUGGAGUUCCAAUCCCUGGAAAGUGGUAACAGGGGGAAACUCCAAGAGGACAUUUCCACAGGCAAUCACAUUCCACGUGUUCUGACCCUAAAUCUAUAAGCCAAUCACAGAAGUGAACCAUUGCUCACCAUGGCAACCAAACCUAAAUCAUAUAGCAACUGCUUCCGACAGAAGGAAUAUAGUACUUUGAGUAACACUAAUAUUUCAACAUAUUCGAUAUCAAGCACUUUUUGAAAAAAAUCAGUCUGUAUAUGAGGAAAAUGCAGCAUGUGUAUUUGAGUUUAUUAACAAUGUUUUAUUUUCAUGUGUUGCGUAAUAGUAAUUAUUUCACAUUCCUUUCCACCUGGAAUAUUUAUCUUACAGUAACUUCAAAGAAACAAAUUGGUGGCUAGUUAAAUAUCAAAGCACAACAUCAAAUGACUACGUAAUGUCUGGGAAGAUGACAUUUGCGAUGAUGUAACAAAUUUUCUGUGAGUGAUGUUUGCUGUUGUUUAUAUAACUUGCUGAGGUUUUGUAAUCUUACAUUUUUGUAUUACCCUCUUUUUGAACAAAGGUUGGCAUGAAAGUAUUGCUCAUAUUAGAGCAGAUUGAAAAACAUAUUUUUAUUUUCUCAGGAACGGUUCAAAUUUGAAUAAAGGUGCUAUGGAGAAAAUGUAAUGUUUUUAUCUCCCAUUGAUGCAUAAUAAGUUAGAUAAUAUAAAAUAAUUGUAUAUUAUUAUAGUUUUAAUUGUAUUUUAUAUGAAUUAUAUUGACCAGCAUUACUACUAAUCACUUUUGCGAACUUUGAAUACCCACACCGCUACAAUUCUAGAGAAAAAAAAAAGAGUACAUUUUAUUAUGUGCACAGUGUAUUAACAGAGUACAAAAAAAGCAAUAAUAAAAGUCAGGGAAAUAU